UCGUUAGUUCUUUCUUGAAUAGCGUAAUAUCGAGUUGGAUAUCUCCUGCUUGUUCAACGUUGAGAAAGAUGAAAUAUUUGGCACUAUUUUUCACAUUUACCACUUUUGCUCUUGCUGCGAAGCUUCCUGCAAAUCAAGAAAAAUGUGCACCAGGAAAUUCAAACUGUUUACUUAAAGUGGCAAAUGAAAUCAUUUCGAAAGGAAAAACUGGAUAUGCUGAAAUUGGUUUGCCGGUUUUGGAUCCAUUGAGAAUUGAGAAACUUAAUAUUGAGCAAGGUGGAGAAAGUCCAGUGAAUCUCAAGAUUUAUUUGAAGAAUGUUGAUAUGUCGGGAUUAUCGGAUGUUAAAUUUAAUAAAAUCGAAGGGUUUUCUGCGAACUAUGACAAGGAAAAGACUGAAUUCCGCUUCCGUUAUCCAGUUCUUAAUAUUUAUGGACCUUAUAAGAUGGAAGGCAGAGUCUUAGUGCUUCCAGUUCAAGGAAAUGGAAUUAUGAACCUGACAAUGUAUGAUAAUGACAUUGUUUACAAAGUUCAAACAAAAAAAGUCGUGAAAAAUGGAAAAGACUACAUACAAAUUGAUAAAUCAAAGCUUGACUUUGUCACACCAAGUCUCACAGUGCACUUUGGGAAUUUAUUUAAUGGCAACAAAGAGUUAGGAGAGACAACAAAUCGUUUCUUUAAUGAAAACUGGAAAGACAUUCUCAAGGAAAUUAAACCGGCAAUCAGUGAAUCGAUCGCAGCAGUUUAUCAAGCGCUCAUUAAUAAUGUGCUAUCAAACAUUCCGCAAGAAGAAUUGUUUGCAGUCUGAAUGUGUUUACUAACAUUUGUAAAAAAAAAUCGAAACAAAAGAUUUUUGCAGAAAAAUUUAAAUUUUGCAUUUUUUUUAUUCAGGAAAUCAUUUUUUCAAGCUUUGUUUUACGAUCUUAACGUUGAACAAUAAAAACGUUCAAACGUCUU
Molecule: messenger RNA, 955 nt
Organism: Clunio marinus
Lineage: Eukaryota; Metazoa; Arthropoda; Insecta; Diptera; Chironomidae
Source: the annotation of a GenBank genome assembly